Hyposmocoma kahamanoa is the source of this 1089-nucleotide messenger RNA. Its product is annotated as decapping and exoribonuclease protein-like. Gene Ontology annotation, cellular component: cytosol; nucleus. The record is from RefSeq and is a predicted model, not a curated record. NCBI's taxonomy places the organism in Eukaryota, Metazoa, Arthropoda, Insecta, Lepidoptera, Cosmopterigidae. Gene Ontology annotation, molecular function: mRNA 5'-diphosphatase activity. Gene Ontology annotation, biological process: NAD-cap decapping; nuclear-transcribed mRNA catabolic process. Bases 16 to 1086 code for a protein of 356 amino acids. The transcript is spliced from 4 exons.
UACAUCGUCGGUUACAUGAGUGUCGAUCAUGCGAGAGAAUAUCACUCGAAUUUGUCUCAGUUGAAAUUCCUUAAUUCCAUUCCAAGAGGAAGAAUAUCGUUCAAUUUGAAUCACAAUAUUGAUAAUGCUGUAAAGCGAACCACAGACGAUAAUGACGAAAAAAUAAACUUGCUGUUGAAGUUUCUUCUGGACCAAAACAAAAGAUUAUCAAAGGACAUACCCGAUGUUGAUUGGAUGUUCAUAAGUUAUAGGAGAACUUUAAUAUCGGUUAUGUGCUGCGUAAUCGGCGGCGCUGAGCCAGUACGUGUAGUAGGUACCUUAUUUGAAGGAGCCAUUUAUCUAUGUUCUAUGGAAACACCACAACAAGUACAAAGAAGAAUAUCUAGAAAUAGACAGGAUGAUAAAUUUUGUGCUUGGGGCUAUAAGUUUGAGCAAUACUUGCUUUCAGAUCUUCCUACACUUCCACCUGACAUUCAAAAACCAGUAAUAGAAAACGAAGAGUUCUCCAUAUUCUAUAGAGCAACUCUAGGCAGACAUGAACUGUUGUAUGGAGCACAAAUUGAUGGAUUAUUGGCUACAGAGGGAAUAAAAACUAACCCAGAGACAACCACAAAUGUUGAUAAAAACUUAGAAUAUCUAAGAAACAACUUAUUUGUUGAAUUAAAAACAAAUAGAUUAAUACAUCAUAGAAGGCAAGAAGAUAACUUUAAAAAAUACAAACUAUUCAGAUGCUGGUGUCAGUGCUAUUUAGCAGACUUGAAGGGUCUUCUUGUGGGAUACAGGAAUGAUGAAGGCAUUAUACAGAGAUUGCAAUGGUUUUACACUACAGAAAUAGUCAGAUAUUGCAGGAAUUUGUGGGAUCCUCAAACUGCAGUAGAUUUUUUGGACUACUUCUUAACAUUUGCGCAGCUAUGCUUUAAAAAUGAAGUAACUAAAACUCUUGAGAAGAACUACAAUUUAAAAAAUGUUGAACCAAUAACUAUACAAUUUGAUAUUGAUGCUAAUAAAUUAAUCAAAGUUACUCGUGUCAAUGAUAUCAUUUUACCAGAGUGGUACAUGCAAGCUAAAAGGAAAAUAAAUAUAUAAUUA